Molecule: messenger RNA, 3114 nt
Organism: Toxorhynchites rutilus septentrionalis
Lineage: Eukaryota; Metazoa; Arthropoda; Insecta; Diptera; Culicidae
Product: endothelin-converting enzyme 2-like
Exons: 14
Coding region: 550-3039 (829 amino acids)
Biological process (GO): protein processing
Cellular component (GO): plasma membrane
Molecular function (GO): metalloendopeptidase activity
Source: RefSeq, a predicted model, not a curated record
GCCACAGUCAACCACCGGUCGUCGAUCGUUAUUCGGACAGGAAGAGACCUAUUCUCAGAGGAAAAAGUGAUUCCAUCAAUGUGUGUUGUGUUGCAGACUUAAGAAUAUAUUGCCAAACCACGUCGCUCGAAUCGAGCUGUGCAGCCUUGGCAUAGUUUUGGGUGGGAAAAUAACAAUUUCCAUACAAACAGCAGCCCCAGUUGUGAGUGGUAAAACAAACACGUGUAAAAACGAAUAUCCGCAUGAUGGUGUGCACAGUGGAAAAAAAAAUCUAGAUAAAAUAUUGAAUGUUUUCACCUGACGGUAGUAGUACGCGAAAAUCUACAAUUUCAUUACCGUGUCUCAAAGUGGUAAAGGCCUCGAGGACUCUGCGGAUCCAGCGUGUGUAGCAUCGAGCCCCAUUUCACCAUAUCUGUGAUUAAACACUAUACUGGAAGCGAGUAGCGGUGCUACCGGUGAUCAAUAUUGAAUAUUGUGUAGCAGUUUCCACAUCAAAUUCUCCCAGACUGAACCGUGAAAAGUGCCGGAAAAUAGCACCCCAAUUAGAGCAUGUCAACACAGAGAAUUUGGACUGUGGAGGGAAAACGAGAUGGUCGACUAAACUCCAACAGCAAAAACAGUAUAAACCACAGCGAAACACUUCCCUCCGAUGAUCCAGGCAGCCUAGGCGCCAACCAUUCCCCCAACCCGUAUCUGGUGGGAGUGCAAUCAAGAUUCCGCCGCCGCUAUUAUCACAAGUUUACCGUUAUAGCGCUGAUCGUUAUCGUCGUAAUUUUGCUGAUUGGAAUCGUCGUGCUUGCCUGUUUACUCCACUUUCCGCCAACCAUUUGUCGCAGCCCGGAAUGUCUCCGGUCGGCGGCAGCCCUCAAGCAAUCCAUGGACAUCAGCGUAGAUCCUUGCGAUGACUUCUACAGCUACACCUGCGGGAACUGGGCCGAUGAUCAUCCUCGCCCGGAAACAUAUCCCAGCUACGAUUGGUUCACCGAGCGGCAGUCCAAGAUUCUGCGGAACAUCCGCCGGUAUCUUCAGCAAAACGACAGCACCGAUGAUCCGCAGCCUGUACAGCAGGCAAGAGCCAUGUAUCGGGCGUGUAUGAACUUGACCGCCAUGGACGCCCUUGGAUAUGACUACGUGUUCACCCUGCUAAACGAUAUGUAUCUUCCGAGCUAUCCAACAAUUCUAAAUCUCACCGCUGUCGAUUACGAAAGUUACGACUUUGACUGGAUUCGAUCUCUGGCGAAGGUGAAACAGUUGCUGGGGAUGGACAUCCUGAUUGGCUUUGACGUAUUUCCCGAUCCGAGAAAUCGAGACUACAACAAACUGGCGCUUGGUACCCCUGAGGCGGCAUCCGAUUUGCCAUUCAACGAUAACGUCAUGAAGCACAUUACGCGAGUGAAACACAAGAUAAUAGUGAGAGAAACGGAUGACGAGGAUGUAGAUGAAGCAGAGGAAGAUACCGGUUACAUGAAGGCAUACAAGAAUUUUAUGAUUGGUACUAUGAAAAUCCUAGUGAACAAUUCCGAUUCCAAAGCCGAGCUGGAGUCAUUCGACGACAGUUUCAGCAAAGCGGCCGAUGUCUACGUAAGUAUGUCCAAAGUUUUCAUGAAGUUUGAAAAACAAGCUGAUAACAUCUCCAAAACUAACGACACCGAGGAUAGGCUGAAUCUGCAAGAUUUGGUCUACGUGAACUUGGAUGAUCUUCAAAAUAUGACUGACCGAGGGUCGGCUUCUAAGGAACCACUUUCAGUGUGGAAACGCUAUCUGCACGAUGUCUUCGAUGGCAUCCCAGAGGCACAACUGAAUCUAAACGACCUCAUCAUCCUGACAAGCAACACAGAUAUUUUCUAUCUGCGACUGUUAGUGGACUACCUAUCACAAACCCCUCUUGUUCACAUCGAGUUGUUCAUUUGGUAUACGGUAGUCGAAGAGCUGAUCCUCCACACGACGGCAGAAAUACGAAGAUUACACUACGAGUACUACAAGAUGGUGAUGGCGAUGGAAGGAUACACCCCGCGGUCACUGUACUGUGCCGGGGCGGUGAAUAAGUUGAUGGGAAUGGCGGUUAGCUUUGCGAUUACCGAGCGUAACUUCCUGCAGGACACGAAACCCAGAGUGGAGAAGAUGUUGAAGUAUAUCAGGGAUGCGUUCGAGCGAUUGGUACGGGAUACAACCUGGAUGGAUUGGAACACCAAGCAGUCUACCUUGGAGAAGUCCAAAGCAAUGCGUAGUUUAAUUGGCUUCCCCGAGUGGAUACUGGACGAGAACAAGCUUGAGGAGUAUUAUGAAAAGUUGGAGAUCAACGACACGCGUCAUUUAGAAAAUAUGAUUCAGAUCAUAGAGCAGCGAAACGUCCGGAAGCUUCGCCGGUGGAGGAUGAAAAACAUUCUCAGCUGGGAUACGAUUCCGACCAAUGUGAACGCAUUUCAUACCUUCCAGGAUAACGCUAUCACCAUUCCGAUUGCUAUUCUGCAGUAUCCAUUCUACCAUUUGGGCCUAGAAGCGCUGAAUUAUGGAGCCAUGGGAACGAUCUUGGGGCACGAGCUUACCCAUGGAUUCGAUGAUAGUGGUCGUCAAUUCGACAAGGAAGGUAAUCUGAAGCAGUGGUGGACGAACAGCACGGUCCGAGAAUACGUUAACCGCUCGGCCUGUUUCGUGCAACAAUACAGUGGCUAUUACAUUCCAGAAGCGGAUGAUCACAUUGAUGGUUUGCAAACACUCGGUGAGAACAUCGCCGAUAAUGGCGGCUUGCGGGAAGCUUACUCAGCGUACAAAAUCUAUACACAGAAAAACGGCAGGGAGCCGCUGCUGCCAGGAUUUGAAAACUACACUCAUGAACAAUUGUUCUUCAUAUCUUUUGGCAAUCUAUGGUGUGAGUCGCACACGGCUUCCGCCGCUAAGGCCGCCUUGGAUGACAGCCAUUGCCCAAGCUGGAUUCGCCUAAAAGGAGUACUGACAAAUUCACCCGAAUUUAGCCAGACGUUCGGUUGCAAGCGGGGCAGCGGAAUGAACCCAGUCGGGCGCAAAUGUCGAAUCUGGUGAAUAUCAAUUGAAUUAAAAAAAACUGUGUGAUUUUGUUCAACGUAUAAGUGAUUGAUUUCCUAAUCGAAACGUGUG